This is a messenger RNA of Morone saxatilis (striped sea-bass), 6803 nucleotides long. It is a transcript of the gene pskh1, whose product is annotated as protein serine kinase H1. The record is from RefSeq and is a predicted model, not a curated record. NCBI's taxonomy places the organism in Eukaryota, Metazoa, Chordata, Actinopteri, Moronidae. Gene Ontology annotation, molecular function: protein kinase activity; ATP binding. The transcript is spliced from 4 exons. Bases 1077 to 2381 code for a protein of 434 amino acids. Gene Ontology annotation, biological process: protein phosphorylation.
CACCUGUGUCGCAGUGUGUGUCUUCUCGCGGCUCUCUGGCUGUGGGAAGGUGGUCCUGGUCGAAAACACCGCACAGAAAAGCGACCGACGGGGCAACUUUGCGUGUUUUUGUAGAGUCCCUUCAUCCUCAAAACAGACCAUAAAAGUGCGGAAUUGAGCCAAAAUGUUGCUGACAAAGGAAGUGAUGGGUUUGACCUGUUUGUCAUCGGGAAUAAAGUUGGGAAACUACGAGGUGAAAAUGGAGAGCCCAGCUGAGUGAGAGUGGGGUGAGGAGGCUGGAUUUGGCAGAAGUUGGGAGUCCUGCCCUGCUGCUAGCAGGCUAGUUAGCAUGCUUAAACACUCCGCUAUCUCGGAUAAGGAAUGAGAGCUUCCCUCCACUGUUCUCCAGCCUGUGAUUCUCCAGGGGAGCUGCUUUAUCUGACCGCUGCUGACAAUGCAGCUUCUCCCAAUGGAUCCAAGCACAGCUGAUGAUCUUAUUUUCUGCGGAUGUUUUGACUGAAUCUUUCUGCAAAAAGACCACCACAUUUAAACCUGUUUUUAAAGAGCCCCUCUCUCUCCUCAGCCUGUCACUCAUUUUCGUACCGUGAGCCUCCAUACUAACUGAUUUUAUCUCAGACAUUCAUCAUAUUAAGCCAUCAGAGAUGGGGCCCUGGUAGGUUCUUCAAGGGGCUUUAGGUGCCCCCCUGCCUGCCGACUGUGCAGCCUGGCUGCGUGUGUGAGACCCACCGGCAGGGGCCCCCGUAAAAGAUCUUGUAACAAAAAGCAAACCAGCAAUACAGCACUUGCUGAUGGAGCCGAGACACAACGUGCUUGCCCAAAAUAUAUUCAUGAACUCUUGGACUUUUUAAACUGGACUUAAGUGGAUGUAUCGGGUGUAAUCAUGAACUCUGACUGCUGAUGCCAGCUCAUCGGGACCUGAGUGGGUGUAAUCAGCUUUAUUCAUGAGCCCUCUUGUCUGAGUCUGGGUAAAGCCUGGAUGUUGGAUGCCCUGAGUGUGUUGAAUCAGCUGUUGCGGUGAUGAGGCAGGGCUCCUGGUGGCCUGUGAGGCUGACGGGGCAGUGGCCCAAGGUGAUGUGAUGGGGUGCAGGAACAGUAAGGUCCUCCCUGAGCCUCCAGGGGAUGUUCAGUUGGACCUGGUCAAAAAGGUUGAUCCUCCCCCACCUCCUCAGACAGAUAUCUAUAAGCACUUCAUACGAGGGGAUGGCACUAGGAGCAAGAUGGGUGUGGCCAGUGGAGGGGGAGGAGACAAGGCUGACUCCACCUCCCCGUAUCAGGCCCAAGCUGCCACUCCCACGGCUUCCGCCCACCCCCCCAAGGACCCGUCCGAACUGUCGGACCCUCAGCGGAAGAAGGUGGCAAAAUACCGAGCCAAGUUUGACCCCCGGGUCACAGCCAAGUACGACAUCAAAGCUCUGAUAGGUCGCGGGAGUUUCAGCCGGGUCGUUCGCGUGGAGCACAAGAGCACGCGGCAGCCAUACGCCAUCAAGAUGAUCGAGACCCGUUACCGGGAGGGGAGGGAGGUGUGUGAGUCUGAACUGUGCGUUCUGCGCCGUGUCCGUCACACCAACAUAAUCCAGCUGAUGGAGGUCUUUGAGACGGCGGAGCGUGUCUACAUGGUCAUGGAGCUGGCCACUGGAGGAGAGCUCUUUGACCGGAUCAUUGCCCGCGGCUCCUUCACAGAGCGGGACGCCACGCGGGUGCUACAGAUGGUGCUGGACGGCGUCAAGUACCUCCACACUUUGGGGAUCACUCACCGAGACCUGAAGCCAGAGAACCUGCUCUACUACCACCCUGGGGCCGAUUCCAAGAUCAUCAUCACUGACUUUGGUUUGGCCAGUAGCAGGAAGAAGGGGGACGAGUGUCUGAUGAAGACCACCUGCGGCACGCCAGAGUACAUCGCCCCGGAAAUCCUGGUGAGGAAGCCCUAUACGAACGCUGUAGACAUGUGGGCGCUGGGGGUGAUAUCGUACAUCCUGCUGAGCGGAACUAUGCCCUUCGAGGACGACAACCGCAUGAGGCUCUACCGGCAGAUCCUCAAGGGGAAGUACAGCUUCUCUGGAGAGCCGUGGCCCAGCGUGUCCAACCUGGCCAAAGACUUUGUGGAGCGGAUUCUAACGGUGGACCCCAGCGAGCGGCUCACAGCUGGCCAAGCCCUCAAGCACCCCUGGAUUGUCAGCAUGGCUGCCGCCUCCUCCAUGAAGAACCUGCAGCGCUGUAUAUCUCAGAACCUCCUGAAGCGGGCGUCCUCACGCUGCCACAGCACCAAGUCGGCCCAGUCUACUCGCUCCAGCCGCUCCACCAAAUCCAACAAAGCCCGGCGGGUGAGAGAGAAGGAGCUGCGCGAGCUGAAUCGGCGAUAUCAGCAGCAGUACAACGGCUAAAACGGGGGCCGUGACCGCCGACGACUGUAGUAGACUGCUUUUGGAGGGGAAACAGCACUACAGUGACUGACCUUUUACAAUGACUACCACCAUUCGAAGUUGCUGCCAGUGUUAGAGGCCAAAAUGGCUUCAUGUCCCAAAUCAUUGCCUUAAAAAAGUGGACAAUAACGUGACUUAAUCCAUGACUAAGGUUGACAGCUGCCAGUUGAGACUAUAGUCAGAAAUGAUCAUGAAGACAAUGUAAUCUAUGAAUUCCUAUGGCAGCGUGUCUCCUGAUGAGCACAGAAAAGGACACACCAGUAAGGUUUUGAAGUGUUACAUCAUCUCUCCAUCCAUUCCUUCACUUUCACUCUGGCAGGAUGGUGCCUUUCACUCCUUUUGCUUUUGUUCUUUCAAUCCCUGUGUCUCUACAUAUUUAUUUAUUAUUGUUGACAUGAUUAUUAGUCUCCAUUCAAAUGGUCACUGGAUAAUGACCUUCCACGAGGAUCUGUUGAACAGAGUUCUGGGUACUGAAGUUUGUAAGAAGAAAGGGAUACUUUAAGAAGAGGGGAAAACAAAUUCCCCUCACUCAUUCCUGAUUGAAAAUUGCUGUGAAUUUAUUGUUGUACUAAUUGUACAGACCUUGUCUUUAAGAUGUGGGUUUCGGAAACACUGCAACAACAACCACACACUUAUAGGUCAAAAUUAAGGCGUAUUUUUUGUUAGUCAGUUCUAAGCUUAUCUAAUCUUGCCAUUGUUGCUCCGGUAAUAUCAUCGUUCUAAAGCUGUCAAAAGAUUGUGAAGCUGUUUUGUGUCAGUGUUAAAUCCUAAAUGUAUUGUACCAGACAUUAGGCCACACAGCCCCUCUCCCAACAAUUUAUUAGAUCAGUAGAUUGACUCAUGAAGUACCUGCUAUGAUCCCUUCCUGUUGUAGAGCACUAUUCUAAUAAGUCACUAGGGUUCGAACCCUUUUGUGUUUGUGCAUGUUUAUUAUGUGUUGCAAAAGCUCAAAUUGCCUUGAGCUGGAAUGAGCUAGAACCAGGCCCGAUAAGCGGUAACGAUGUGUACGCGCUUCCCAAGAAAUAUCAGCCCAGUCAACCAGAUGGUGGUGCUGUAAUGCCCAAUAAUUUACAUCGUAAGUCUGAUUGACUAGAAAUUGCAGUGAAAAAAACUGAAAACCAGUAAUAUGAAUAGAACGAAAGAAGGAUUAUCACUGUAUAAACACCAUACUGGGUACACAGCAUUACGCGAGGUCAGUCAAAAAACAUGGCAUCCAUCAAGAAUGUGUUCGCAAAGGGCAGGCCGAAGCAUUUUAAACUCGACCCAUAGAGGGGGCCACAAACGUAAAAAAACGGUAGGCUAGAAUUUCACAAAUUGGGGACGAGUAUUAACACAAUCUGAAGGGCCAUUUUGAGUGGUACGAGUGUGCGUGGCCUCUUACAUAUUUGUCCAUAACUCAAAAUGUCUUUGAACAAUCCCGAUGAAACUGGAGACUUUUAACAGAAUCGAACUAGCCAAAGUGACUUUGCUCGGCAUUGUUAAGCUUUGAUUUUUGCCGAUUGAGCUGCAUCAACAUGAUGAGCGAUAUUUGUCUUUAAAACGGUAUGUGGUCAUUUAGGGCGUGGUUUUACAGUUUCAUUGUUUAUUACAGUGGGAGUGGCACACGUAUGCAACAUUGACAGCAAAGAUCUUUGUUGUAGAGAGCUGCCUCCGGUUGCACUAGCUCUUUGAAAGUUCGGAGUUGGUUAUAACAAAAGUGUAGGUGGAGAUUUACACGUCACCAAAUUAAAAUGGGUUGCACCACACAAAGCAGUUCUACAAAUUGUUACUAAAUAUUUACUACAACCUGUUCGUAGCUAACUGAACCCACCGACAAAGCUAACAUUAGCUUGCUAAUAUCUGGCGCGUAUAGAUUGAAGAGGUGUCUGAAGACUUAAAAUUACAUUUCACAUAAAUAACACGUUAUACCUUAAUUUACUAAAUGUUGUGCCAAAAAUGAUGGUAAUUUUAGCUAGGUUAGCAUAAUCGCCUCUUUGUCACUCAUUCAGAACUGCAUAAACACUGCUAACUCAGAAACAUGAAAUAUAAAAUAAAACAAUGUGAUGCCUACAGUCACAAUGGCUGUUAAGUUUAAGAUAGUUUAAGAAAGCUGUCCCUUUUGGAAGUUAUGCUACAGCUUGUGAUGCUACAGCGAGUAGUAUCACAAGUGUGCUACCAGAUUAAGUAAAUCACUGCUCUUAAACAAGCUGUUUGUUACAAUAACUUAUGAACUCACUUGACUCACAAACUCAUUAAUGGAUUUAUGAAUAGCAGGUGCAACCCAGGCACCUACCUACCAUGAGAGUCCUAACAUGUUUUCUAGCUAGCCUCUAUUCCACGGACAUUUGUUUCUCAGUGGGUUUUCUCAGAAGAACAUACCGCAACAUAUCAGCCAUCGGCAUGCUGUCACAGUAAUUGUUUCUCAGUUAAAGUUUUACUAGCCAUCGUCAGGGGUAGUAGAUAGCCAUUUGGCGCAGAAUAUGGAGAGAAAAUCCAGGAACAUGAUUCUGUUAGUGGAACAGAGGCUAACCAGGAGAGGGUCGACGUCAACAUUUCAGCUUCCAUCGGUUGCGAUGUACAGUAGCUGUGGCAGGUUGUGGAGAGCCUGCAGAAACACAACCAUCCUAAAUCUGUAUACUACUCUCAUGAAAUGAAGGAACAUUGUGAGAAGCAUGUAGAUGUGAAUCAAAUGACCGUUAGUAUGUAUGAUUUAUAAAAGAUUCUGAAUUACAGAACCACGCAACCAAUGCAAUCUUAUGCACAAGUUUUCUUAAGAUUGGUUCGUAAGUGCACUUAAAUCUGAAUACAGUUAAAAGGCUUGCUUAGAGAUGAGGUCUUGUUUAUGAAAUCCACAGUAUUGAUAGUAAAAUAGGUUGUAGCUCUCUUAUAUUCUGCACUGUUUUAAUUCUGCCUUUUUCAGUCUGAUUCAUAACUAGUCCAAUGCAGUCCAAUAUAUAGUGUGGAUGGUGGGCUUCCUUGCAGUAGUAAGGUUUUGUGACUUCUGCAUUACUCAGAGCUGUUGAUGUUAUAGCAAUAACCUGAAAUGAGAGUAGACUAGGGAUUUUGGUUUUUGUCAUAUUGUAUAAUUGAAAUGGUAAAAUGCUGCAUUACAGUAAAGGGAAUUUUCUGAACUUAUUAAACAGUGCAAGCAAAGUGAAAUGAAUAAUAAAUGCGACUGAUUGUUUGGCCAUCCUAUGUUUAAAUCAUGUUUAAAUGAUUGAUUGCGAAUAAUUCAUCCCCAACAUGGUCAAAAAUGUGAUAUUUGAUUAAUGAAUACUUCCCAAAGAUAGCACAACUUAAAGCUUCAGAAAGUUCCUCUGAGCUUCAGACUUCUUUUAUCUGACAAAGCACUUGAUCUAUACAGUUAAAUUUAAUUUUCCUCUGCUUUUUUUAUGUAUUUUGUCCCUUCAGAGUAAAUCAGUUGCUACAGUGUGGUCUUUUCUUCUUUAUAUGAGCAUUUUGCUGUGAUCUACCCCAGACUUUUGAAGUGUGUUGCUGUUGUGAACUUUUUAACACGUACUGGAAACCUAACCGAGCCAUGUCAGCUGACCUCAGUUCUUCCUUUCUUUUUGACCUUUGCUUUUUCCAGCAUACUCUGAAAUCUUUCUCUUACUACUCUUUCCAUUUUCUAUGAUGUCAGAUUUAAAGUCUUUGUCCCACGGCUGUUAUCUGUCCCAAUGUCUCUUGAUGGGAUUAAAGUACUUAUAAAAGACCUUAAGUGACACAUUGGAACUGGUAUUGGUACAUUCAAAUCUUGACUGUGUACAUUUUGAUAUACUCGACCCAAAAUGUGUCCUUUUAAUAUCAAACGCAUGCACUCUGUGGCCUUAAAAAGGUUAGUUUAAAAAGUGCUUCACAGACAUAAUCAGUGGUCAUGUUAAAGAUCUUGGGUGAAGUAUUGGAUUCAGUUUAAGGUGUCAAACUUCCUGCAGCAUGCAGCUUAAUGAGGUGGCCUUAGUUCUGUUAGAUAGUUCAUUGAUUGCUCCUUAUCAUUGAUAGCAUCUAUGUGAAAUAAACAUUUGUAACCCGUUAUGAAAUCUUCACUCUUUGGCUCACAGUCACAAAGUAAUCAUUUAGACUCAAGGAAUUGCUGUGGUUGAAUUAGUACAAACAUUGCUGAGUGCCUAGUGUAUAUCAUGUUCAAUGAAUAACCAAAUCAGCUGUUUUUGCAGUGUCAGCACAUUUGUAAAAGUGUUUCCUGUCAUAUUUUUAUAUCUGUGAUUUUAUAUAAAUGCUGUCGUCCUAAAUGAAGUAGCCAACUCAACACUGUUACCUGAAAACAGUCGUUCAUCUUUUGUUAUUGUGUGUCUAAAUGAAUGAUAACACUUUGAUUCUUCUACCAUUAACUUUUUUUAUUUUUUUAAACGGUGAGUUGUAUGUGCCAAUAAAAUACUCGAACCUGAA